GCGCCGCGAGCCGGGCUGGCGUUGGCGGUCCGGUCAUGUCUCUGCCGCUGCUGCCCGGCUUCUCCGUCGGCCGGAACUUAGGGAAAGAAAAGUUCCACAAAUCGCAGCACUGGGGCUACUGCAAUAAUGUUGCUAUGCUGCUUGCAGAAGAUAAACCUGGAAUAGGAGGUGAACCAUUACCUGGACAGAAGCUGAAACCUAAAUCCAGCGUGUUUCCUGCAGAGCUUGGAUGUGGUGCUCCUGCCUGGAUAGCAUUUGACAAGCAGGUACUGUCUUUUGAUGCCUAUUUUGAGGAAGAAGUGCCAGAUAAAAAUCAAGAACUAUAUAGAAUAAGACACUGUAAAAUAUACUUCUACCUUGAAGAUGAUACAAUUCAAGUGGUUGAACCCCAAAUGAAAAAUAGCGGCAUAAUUCAAGGAACUAUUGUUCGACGUCAUCGGAUUCCACUUCCAUCUCCUAAUGAAGAUCAGUUCUAUACUAUAGAUCAUUUCAAUAUCAACACUGAAGUAAUCUUUUAUGCUCGAAGAUACAAGAUUAUAGAUUGUGACCAGUUCACAAAAAAUUUCUUGAGGAAGAUGGGAUUUAAAUUAAAUCCUCCAGGAAAUUGUCCAGAUGACCCAUAUACCAAAGAGCGGCAAAAGAUCCUAGAUAGCAUGAACCCAUUGCGCCCUUAUGAGCGCAUUGACACUUUGAAACAAUUUCUGGAGCAUGAUGGGCAUGUUUUACGCUUUUAUUGCGUGUGGGAUGAUCCAGAAUCCCUGUUUCAUGACCCACGGGAGCUCGUUCUGCACUAUUAUUUGUCUGAUGAUACUAUUGAUAUAAAAGAAGUUAUACCGGUAAACUCAGGCCGGGAUGUAGUUCCACUUUUUCUCAGAAGAGAUAAGCUUCCAAAGUAUGCUCCAACUGGUUUGUAUCAGCCAGGCACAAUCACCAGUCGCACUGUUCUCAAUGUAUUUGGAAAUUUAGUAGGAAAUAGAGGCCGUUACAUUCUGGACAAUCGUAAGACAGGAGCAGUGCAUCAGGAAUUUUACAGAGACAGCGACCUGAAAAUAGGGGCAGUAAUUAAUGUUUGGGGAAGGCAGAUAAUGCUGUGUGAUUGUGAUGAAUUCACUAAAGAUUAUUACAGGACAAAAUAUGGAAUUGAGGAUUUCACCCCAGUUCCAUAUAAAGCUCCAUCACCUCCAAAAGCAGAAAAACCUAUUCCACCAUAUACUGGAUUUGGUUCUGAAGAGGAUUCCCUGUGCUCCUGCAUGAGUUUGCUUCCCAAGCCUCCCCAAAAAGAUAUCAAGAAAUUCAUGGAAAAAGACAGAUGUGGUCUUGAAAGUAACACACUGCGCUUUCUUGCGAAACUUGCUACUGAAAAUCCUAUUGACAAGGAUCGGAAAUUCAUUAUUUGUUACUUCCUGAGUGAUGAUACUAUUUCUGUUUUUGAACAUACACAGCGGAACACAGGGAUACUUGGUGGGAAGUUCUUGGAAAGAAGUCGCAUUAAAAAGCCUGGGCAGGAGCUCUUUAAGAGUGAACCAUCUGAAUACUUCAAGGCUCAGGAUCUGUUUAUUGGAGCCAGAGUUUGUUUCCAUGGCCACAACUUUCUUUUGGUGGAUGCUGAUGAGUACACUAUCAACUAUAUGGAGAAGCAUGCAAAUGAGUUCGCUGUGGCUGAUACUGGUUUCAUCUUCAAGAAACUGAAAGAUAUAGCUGAACCUCGUUCCCGAGAAAUCAGACAGGUGUUUGCAGCUGCUGACCCUCAGCAUACCAAGGUGAUAGAGUAUGACCCUUUCAGAAAUUUGAUAGUCAGUAUCACAGACGGAGCGUUUUCAGAGCAUGAGAUUAUGACUCUUGGACGCCAUUACAGAGAGAAAGAAGAAUAUGAAAUGGACCACUACUUCCUCCUUGCAAAAGCUCAAGAACAACUAAAGAAAAAUACUUUUGAGAAUUUUGAACAACUAUCUGUAGUACUUGCGUACAAUGACCAUGAAAAAUGCGGAAUGUUACCCUCUGAGAGCUGCAGGACUGUUUGCAAGUCCUUCAAGUUGCCAUUGUCUGAUGAUCUUCUACAAACUAUACUGACCAUGUUUGAAGAUGACCAUAAGCAAGUGGAAUAUAAAAAGUUUGUGGAUGCAGUGAACUGGAGAGAGAAUCAAAUCCCUGCUUUCCAGACAAUAAAGCUUCCUCCUCAGAAUGAAGAUGACUGGAACGGACAGCCACCAUUCCUUCCCGUGAAAAGAAUCAAAUACUUGCUUCUCCUGGAUGACCUGUUUGGCAAAGAAGAAUGAUCCAAACUGUGAAAGUCACUGUUUUUGUAUUAGUGUUUCUGCUCCAACACUAACUUAGAUAUUGAAGACCUGUCAGGUUAAACAAAAAGAAGACAGAUGCAGGUUUUAUUACAUUUCUUACUUAAGCAUAUAUAUGUACUUUGUGUUUUUUUAACUCCUAAAUCAACAGUACUCUUUAAUGCUUAUGUGAGCACAAUUAAAACUAUAAUCAGAUGGUCAGAUGGAGAAUGUACAAGCAGCAGCAAUUGCUUGAGUCAAAUACAGCAAAAUCAGACUGACCUUACUUUGUUCUGCUGACAGAGGAUGUUGUUGGAUGACCUCUUGUAAUAUUAAGUCAGAUAGAAUUGGCUCAGUAAGAUAAUUCUCUUUACACUUCGUCUGUUGCUUUUUAUCUUCUGUCUGUUUUUUUGCUAUACCCAUAUAGUAAUACUUAAGUGCUAUGCGUGUCGAAGUUUGUUAUUUUACAGAGGAAGUAGUUGCAAGAUUUUAGAACAAUGUCAGUUUGCUCUGGUGUGGGUGAUAAUUAUAACCUUGUAACAUAGAAGUAAAUUUCUUGCAGGCCAUGUACAAAAGCUAUCAACUCUUGGUUUUUGUUUUAGAUGCAACUCAGAUUGGUAAGUGCUCAGUUUUACUCAGGUAAGGCAUGAAUGAAGAAAAGAUAUUCUGGUUCCAUCUUAGUGAACUUCUUUCUUAUUGUGGCACUGAACUUGUCCUUUGAAAAUUGAUACCUUUCUCUUUGUUCAAAAUGGUGGUAACUAAGUGGAGCUCCUGUUAGCCUUUUUGUAUUUUUAAGCUUGUGUCAGCUCAAAGCCACGGUUAGAUCUCAACUUAAUGUAUGAGUUUGUGAGAAAAGGAAUUACUUCUAUUUAAAGGAUGCAAGAGCUGUGGUAAAGGGAGGAGCUGACUCAUCCACAGUGACUCUAUGGUGAAGGGAUUUGGUGUGAGUCUGCUGCUGAGAAGCUCACACAGUCAGUAGACUGAGAACCCUGUGCAUUCUGUAAUCCAAAAUUGCAAUUUGAUGAGAAAGCUUGAUGCAAAAGGAUGAGAAUUAAGCAUUUUAAAAUUCCCAGACUGAGAGAAAAACAGUAGUUCAAAGAAUAAUUUGAGUUUUUUUAAACUUAUUGAAGUACUCAAAAUUGUAGACAAGACUAUGUACUAUGUUUUAUUCCAAAAGAAGAAAAUAGUUUCUUACAUGACAAGAAAAUUAUCUCAUUGUGGGGAUUGUGUCAGGAGCCAAAACAGUAACAGAUUGCAUUUGGAACCGUUUGAUAAAAGCUGAAGCUUUUUAAACAUGGCAGCAAAACUGGGUUUGGCACUUUAAAUGAAUACAGUUGCCCUCAUAACUUUUUAAUGUGCCCAGUCUUCAUCAGGAUAUCUUUCAGUUGUUGAGAUCUUGUACAGAUGACAAUUUUGAAGGAAGAGAGUUUCCGAAGGUUGAAUUUGAACAUUUAAAACUUCCCAAGUAGCUUUUAGAGACAGGAAAUUUCCUUUAUAUGAAAAGGAAAAAGGUUAAAAAACAAACAAACAAAAGCAUAACAAAUGUCAUACCAUUUUGUGUACAAUCCCAUUUGUAGAUCUGAUCAAUCAUGGUCUGGUCAUGGUCGAGAAUGGUGACUGCAAACUGGAUCCUGUGCAGAGAAGAACUAGAAAAGUGGCCAAGAGAACAGAAAUGAAGAAGACAGAAGAAGUGUGGCUUAUUUAGGGAAACAAAAUGCAGGCUCCAGGAGAAUGUGGUUGCCAUUAGAGAAUUUGUUAUGGGUAUGUAAUACAAGCAAGGAAAAUAAUCAUUCAGUUCAAAACAUUCAGAAAAAGUAGGUAUGGUUAGCCAUAAAUUUAAACUGGACAGUAAAAGAUGGUUUCCAACCUUCUAAAACAAAAAGGGUCCAUAACAGGCUUCCAAGAGCAAAGAACCCAGUUAAUUUUACCAUUAAAGAUGGAUCAUCUGAUAAGUGUAAUUUUAGGAUAUAUUGCCUGUGAUACUGAGGACUAUUUCUGGUAUUGAAUGAUUCCCCCUCUGCAGAGCCCAUGGAAUGAGGAUUUUUUUUCUUUUAAAAGUAAUAUGGAAUUAUCUGAUUUCUGAUGUUUCAGUAUUUCCUAUUGGUACUCUGCAUAUUUUGUUCACACCAUUCUGAGUUUUGCUUCCCACUUCUUUUUCUCCUUUUUUCCAUGUAUUACUCAUAACUCCACUGAGCACAAAAGGAUCUCCCAGGAGCAGAGCAGACAGGGACUGAAAAAUAUUUUCAGUGCUUGUCACUGCGCUCACAGUGUGUCAUAUGCUGUGGUCUGCUGUGUUGUAAACACAUUUCAAAAGGUUUUAUUUUUUACAAGCAGCAGCGCUUCCAGAAGGAAAAGCUCCAGCCAAUGAGCAGUCCAAGAAUACUCUUUGUAUACUGUGACUUGCAGCGUAUGCUGCCCAGGAUAUUUCAACCUCUCCUCUAAUCCUGCCACCAGCUUCUCUCUUUUCACAUUGCUGAUGGGGGACCUGAAUGAAGACAAUACCACAAGAUAAUGUUUCAAGAUGGCAGGAGGCCACAGCUUUAAAGCAUGCAUUGCAUAAAGAGAAAGCAGCCCUCACAGUUGCCAUUAAUCUCAGCUCUCUAUCUCUGUAGGGGAGCCAAAGAUAUCUUCUUUCCACAAGUAUCUGAGCCUUCCAUGGCAGGAGCGAAGAGAUUCACAUUACAGUACUGCCUCCCCUUCUCCCUGCUGGGGUCUGCUGUGCGUUCAGUGUUAAUUUUCAUUUCCUGAACUUGGCAUUUGAGAAUAGAAGGCUUAAAGUUUUCUGCAAUAGCUGCUGCAGCAAGAACAGCAGUGAGGAUCUAUCCUUGCGUGCAGAUGGUGCACCGCUUAGCUUGCAACUUUGCGUCCAUUUUUGCCUGUGUCCAGUUAAGUACUUGCUCUGCUCAUCUGCAGGCAGGCUCCCACAAACGUGGUAGGCUCAAGCAGUCACAGACGAUUGAACUUACUGCUGAGAAAAAUAAAGUUCCUCCAGGUAAUAUUUUUCUGCGUCCUGCCUUUGCUGUAUUUUCCUAGGUAGAGCCAUUUGUGCCAAUGUCAGACAGAUCAAGUCUUUUUCAUUUACAUAAAUGAGAAGAUGUUGAAAGCUUCCUUCUGCAUUUGUUCCUUGUGUUGAUGGGAAUUAAUCCUACUUCACAGCAGGAAAGCUCUUCACAGAAAAAAAAACCUAGGCUGUUGAAUCCCAAGUCCACUCUGUGCCUUAGCACAGGAUACAGUUUUGUUGCUCAUUUUCCGUGGGCAAACUGCAGGGAUCCUAAUUCCACAAAAACAAAAGAAAAUAAAUAACAGAAGUUUUCAGUCACUUGGCAGCAGUCAGAGAACAGCAAUCCUUAUACAGCUAAUAAUAAUUUUUUGCCUCUUGCUUGCUGGACCCUUCUGCAUGUCCCCAUGGUUUGAGAGCAGCAAUUAACAAUUAGAAAAAAUGACCUGUGUUUCAACAUCUUAUACUCAGAUAAAGGUUAUUCAGUGAUGUGGAGAGAUGCAUUAGUUCUUUAAGCAAUAAUGUCCUGUACCCUCCACAGUAGUGUAUCCAUUGCAUACAUGUUUCUUCCUCUUGAGGUGGCUUAGCUCUUCUCUUCUGGCUCAGGUGCAAGUACAGAAAGCCCAAGGGCAAUGAGAAAGAAAAAGCAAUAACAUGUUUAGAAAGAAGUUACAAUUACCAGGAGGAAGAAAAUACUACACUCUGAGCUCAGUCUGAUUUUAAAAAUCAUUUUUAGGUUUUGGAGGUCAGAAUUUUAAAGGAAUUUUAGAACUAUCCUGGAAAAAAAAAAAAAUCAAACACUUCCUUAAAUUGCAAUUUUCUCUGAAUUAAUUUCUUAAUGUUGUUUGUAUCAGUUGGUUACUAAGGCCCAGGUGGAAGCUGAACUCUUUCCAGGCAAUGACCAGACAACCCAGAAAGGGCUGUGGGGGCACAUCCCUGUCCCUACCAGUUUCCAAUGUAAAGUUUAAAUCCAGUGAGGGAGUAUAAUCAAGAAGAGGAAGUUAAUACAGGCACAGUUUAUUAAAGAUAUAGAUUUUUAUAUAAACUCUUUCUCUGCACAUUUGAGUAUUUCUGAAUCAUCUGGAAGUUUUUCCUGGCAUGUAUUGUGCAUAAAUAAGCUAGCUGUCCUGGUCUGCCCUUCUGACAGGCCAUCUAUCCUCUUUGCUCUCUUCCUCCAACAGGCUAGUUUCAUAUUAAGACCUACAGUCAAAGAGAAGUGAAGGAGCUGAUUCAACUUAUCUGAUUCUGAUCCCAGACAGGCAGCAUGGGAGGAUGAUCUGUAACCGCCUAAAUUAAUUGCACAGCUUAAUAGUGCUUGAGAGAGCUCCCACUUUCAAAAAAAUCAGUUGGAAGAAGGUCACUGUCCUGAAAGCCAAAAGGAAGACCUUUUGCAGAGUGGCUACAGCGGAUGGGAUGCAGCCUUCUCUGUAUUAGUGUGAAGCAUACCCUCUUUCUCUUCUGCUGUCUCCAGUGCCAAUGUGCUGUAGCUCUCCUGAUUCCUUACUUGCCAGUGGAAGGGUAGGAGGCACUGACUUGCCCACAGGGAUGUCCAUUGGAAGCAUUUUAUCUUAACAGCCCCUUUCUUACACUGACAGCUAGGUGCAAAUGGCUGUGUUGCUGUUAGGUGAGAUUAAUUCCUUCCUUGGGUGUAGAUCAACACAAUUAGAGGAAUGCUGUCACCAGGCAUGGUGGCGCUACGUGGCCGCAGUGCAGUGACAGUGGUAUGUGUGGGAGGGCUGAGGAUGGUCCAGGUUGAGCUGGGCAGGUCAUGAACCCAUAUCCUUAAUACGCAUGUGAUCCAUCCUUUGGGCUGUUCUGUAUUUUAGACUGAUGGCUAUGCUUCACCUGAUCUCGCUGCCCACAGCUUGGUUCAGGCUUGGGAUGGUGGGUUUUGGUCAAAUUCCAGCUAGGCAAACAUAAAAACUUGGGUGGAUGUAAACGGAACCUGGAUUUCUCCUAUUAGAGCUCUCUGAGAAUCUGCUUUAGCAAAGCAUUUAAGUGUAUGUGUAAGUCUGUCCCUUUUGUAUAAAGAUAUUGAAGUGUGUGCAGAAGGCUUGCUAAAAUCAGUCAAAUGAAGCACUGGUGGGAACGCUUACUGACAAAGACAGUUUCCUCAUUUGAGUCAGUUAGGAAUUAAAUCACUGUAAUAAAAAAAUCCCCACCAGAUGAGAAGGUAGCAGUGAAAGGAGGCAAUAUAGAAUUGUCUGGACAUGUUUAUGCAGGCUAUAUAUUGUCUGUUGUUAUUGUAGUUCUUUUGCAAUAUAAGCUAGCAAUUAGCAAUUAAAUUCCCAUUAUGGGAUCAUGUUGGUGAUUGAGAUAAACUGUAAAUACGUAACUGUUUUAAACCUUUCUUUUAACUAACCUAAAUGCUACAGUACUUAUAUAAUUUGGAGAUAAUAUCCCCAUUAGUAGAGUUUAUGACUCAAUAAACAGCUCCCACAAGUUAAUAAAAAUCAAAACUGUAAACACCAAGACUAUUAAUGCAAUAGAAUUUCUGUGCCUCCCUCUUCUCUUGGUGGUCUAGAUAGAGCAAAGGGAAAUGCUAUCUCAGAAAAAAAACAUUUAUUCUGGCUGUAUAAAUAUAACUGAAUUGUCUUAAAACCCAUCUGGAAAUUUCCUAUCCUCCCCAUGUCCCAGGUGGUCUGGCAAGAGCGAUGCAUUCUGCUUUUGUCCGCAGGCAAGAGAAAGAGCUCCCAUUGGAAAUAAUUUACAUGAAAGGAUUGUGCAUAAAAGCACUGGUGGUAGCCUCACCCCGUCUCUCCCUUUUGGAGAUAUCUUCUGUGGAGUUAGCUUUCACUGUACUUUUAUAUUAGCAUUAUUAUUUUGUUUUUAAAGGAAAAGCAGCAUUAAAGUGCCUGGACUCACCAUUUUUGAACUUCUCUUCUGGCAUUAUUUUCCCCCAUUUUGACAGCUAAAUGAAUUCUGGGAGAGGACGCCUUUGUGCCUGGAGGUUAGUGCAAGCAGAGCUAUUGUAGCUCAAGGCUCUUUCCUUCUUCAGCUGAGGAAAAUUAUUAAUUAAGCCAUUUGCAAAAAAAAAACAUUUUUUUUUGUCUAAAAGAGCUUUAUUUUGCAGCGUGGUAGGGUGCCGUUCUGUUUGGCAAACAGUUACACAAUGAACCACAUUUAUCUGUUCCCUAAUUUUCCUGCUGAAGGACAUUUCUUCCUGUGUUAUUGAAAUCAUAUUGUCUGAAUGCAUCAAAAUAAAGCUUUUGCCCUCGA
Messenger RNA from Lagopus leucura (white-tailed ptarmigan), 8490 nucleotides. It is a transcript of the gene EFHC2, whose product is annotated as EF-hand domain containing 2. The transcript is spliced from 15 exons. Gene Ontology annotation, biological process: regulation of neuron projection development. The coding region runs from base 36 to 2276 and encodes 746 amino acids. The record is from RefSeq and is a predicted model, not a curated record. Gene Ontology annotation, cellular component: microtubule. NCBI's taxonomy places the organism in Eukaryota, Metazoa, Chordata, Aves, Galliformes, Phasianidae.